AUGGAAGGAAAGCAGAGAAACCACAGAUUAUUCCUAAAUCUGGGGCUUGAGCAAAUAGGUGGUUGGUAUAGGGGAAGCCAGGCUUUCUGUUUUAGAUUGUUACACAUGCCAUUCAAGUAUAAAUAUCAAGGAGAUAGUUGGAUAUAACAGGCUGGAGCUUAGAGCUAGAUCUAAAUUUGAGAGUUGUCAGUAUAUUGAUGUAGUGAUAUUUACAGCCAUAGUACUAAUUUUUUAAAUACAACUUGUUAAUAUGAAAGGUGAAGUUUUACAUGUGGAACCAAAAGGGGUUUUGUGGGGUUUUUUUUUUUGGCUGCAGUACAAGGCUUGUGGGAUGUUAGUUCCCCAACCAGGGAUGGAACCCGCGCCCCCUGCAUUGGAAGCGCAGAGUCUUAACCACUGGACCGCCAGGGAAGUCCCGCCACAAGGAGUUUUUGUGGACAAACUUCUCUUGCCCCAUAAAUUAAGUGCAAUGCCCAACACUGAUGGAAUUGGAGUCCCUUCUGCCAUUGGAUAGUGCUGUGUCAUCCCAGAUGGAGCUACUGCAUCUCACAGGCCAGAUUAAGCCAAAAUGUGAUCCUUGGCAAAAGAAGCUUUUGACCAAACUAAAAGAACGGAGAACAGAUGUAUUAAUGCAACUCCAAGCAAAGUUUUUGAAGAUUUCCAACCCUGAGAGAGUAAUGCAAGUGCUCCAAGAUCAUGCUGCAAAAACAGUCUCGCUGGCUUCGUCUCAUCCAACAUUUGUGGCUUCCCAGGGUUUGCAUCAGGGCAACUAUGACCAAAUCUGGGAGACUGUUUAUAGCAACAUCAACCUCUACCAGAAUGAAAACAUGAAGGAAGAUGAUCUUUCAGUGGAGCGAGAUGAAAAUGACCCAGCACAAAUAAGCCUUAGCCAGUGUGCUGAUGAACCUGUCAAGCAGAAGAAAGAGACAGGUUAUGCAGUGGCCCUACAACUGCUGGGCUUGGAUGACGGGACUGGGCCCAUUGAUAGAGAUCCUGUCCUGAUGAGGGGGACCUACUUGUCCUUUCUGUAUCUGCGCCACCUGAGGAUCAGGGAGCUGCAGCGCAUCUGCUUAGGAAUUCUGAACUGUUUUAGACCUGUUGAGCGAACACUGACGAUCAACACUUCAGGCCUUACCUUGGUUGCAGGGAGUCUGGUCCCCACCUCAGAAGAUAGUUUCUGGGUAAAUGUGGCAAAAGGAGGCUUGGGCACCUCGCAAGGCCUGAGCGCUCACCACUGUGCCCAUGGGACAUCUGCCGAGCACAAGCUUCAUAGAGAGACCUGUCUCUGGUCAUUUUCAUCCAUUUCUCUACCAGGUCACAAAGAGGGCAGCGAGUCAAAUGUUGACCAGGACUGGGGAUGGGCCCAUGCAGGUAUGGACAGAUUUGCUGUGCUGUAUGACAUGUGGACUUGGGAAGCAACUCUUCUAGAAAACAAGCGCCAACUUCUUGGCAAUUACUCUGAAGCCUACCAGCAUGUGUUGGACCCAGAGGAGAGGUUUGCCUUAGCACAAGUGAUCACUGACGUCAUACACAGGUGCCCAAGGUUUGAUCUCAGCUACCCUUACUUCAUUAAGGCCUACCGAGAGGAAUGCACCUGCCUGAGGCUUCACCUGCAGCUGGUGAGGGGCAUCCUUACUCCCAGUCCAGAAUCUGGGUUUUCUAGGGCAGCACGUACACGAUGUUUAUUUAUAGAGUGUCAGUGGGAGUAUGUCCAGAGGCUUUGGCGUGAAGGCCAUCCAGAUGCUAGCAAUACAUUUGGACUUCCCCUUAACAUAAUUUGCAAAUAACUCAUUUCCAUCAACAAUAGCUGCCCAGCUUUGACAAACAUUUACCUGCUGGAGUUCCACCCUUCCCUGGGCCUGGCUUUGCGCAUCCCCAGAGCCCUUGAGCACCUCCUCAGGGAGGCCUGCCACACCUGCAGGCCCACAUCAGCCAUUGCCCUCACCUUGCUAGAGAGACACAUGCUGCAGCUGGCCCUGGAUGUGUGGCUCACUCCAGCCAAGCCCAAGUCCUUGUACAGCGCACAGCUCCAGAAAGACCUGUUUUCAGCUAAAGUGAUGGGCGAUCCCUUCCUCGUGGGGGAGAUAGGCCUGCUUGCAUUCAAGUCUGCAGCAGACGUAGGACAGAACCAAGGCCAAGAUUCUCAUAUGCUGCUCCUACAGACAUUUUCCAAACUUUUGGAACUCUUGACCCUCUGGCAUAGGCUGAUAGAGAUGAGUCUGGGGAGUGUACACUUAGCACGGUCAUCUUACAAGGACUUGGCAUGUGAGAUGGGUUUUGAAGAGUUCCAUUUGUAUCUGAGGCCUGUUCACUUUGAAUUUGCAUCACACGAAGACAAGGUGGUCCAUCCACCUCCUGUCUUUAUUAUCUCUCUGCUGGAGGACAGUGACCAUGUAGAUAGAUACAGAGCAAUUAGGCCUGGAGCCUGCCUUCAUGGGAUGAAACACUGCUUAUGGACAGACCAAAUUCAGCUCUUGUUCCAUCCGGGAGUGGAAAAUAUGCAAGUGACCCUUGCAUGCCAAGCUACUCAGAAAAAUGCUUUAAUGGUGGCUGUCCAGCAGGCGUCCUUCUAUCACACUCCCUGAGGGGCCCAUCACGCUGAUGUCAAGGUCAGCCUGUAAGAUAGAGAAGCCUGAGGCGUGCUACCACUACCGCCAGCUACUGUCAGGCUGCCCCAUUCUUUCCUCCCUCCCCCUUUCCCUCCCUCCUGUCUGAGAAAUCAUAGUGGAAUGGGUCCAACCAGAAGAAGAAAUUCCAGAACUGUGAAUGGCAUAGAAAGCAUGCUGUUAGCUGCAACUCCAAAAGUCCCAGACACACUUAUUCAUCCUUCAGAAAGAUUCCAGGCUACCAAAAGGGAUCUGGAAGCUUUCGCGUCUAUUCAACUAGAAAAGGUGGGGCUGCGGGACAUUAUGCUGAACGCCUUCCUCCUCAGGAAACAAGCCAUGGCUGACAGAAUGAAGAACCUCGUGAGUGUAGUAAGAAGGGCUCCCUAA
Delphinapterus leucas (beluga whale) is the source of this 2993-nucleotide messenger RNA. Lineage: Eukaryota; Metazoa; Chordata; Mammalia; Artiodactyla; Monodontidae. The record is from RefSeq and is a predicted model, not a curated record.